This is a messenger RNA of Harpia harpyja (harpy eagle), 1426 nucleotides long. It is a transcript of the gene AGTRAP, whose product is annotated as angiotensin II receptor associated protein. The record is from RefSeq and is a predicted model, not a curated record. The coding region runs from base 109 to 627 and encodes 172 amino acids. Gene Ontology annotation, cellular component: plasma membrane. Lineage: Eukaryota; Metazoa; Chordata; Aves; Accipitriformes; Accipitridae. The transcript is spliced from 6 exons. Gene Ontology annotation, biological process: regulation of blood pressure; angiotensin-activated signaling pathway.
GCCGCCCUCCCCUGGGCGGCCCGGGGCCAGCCCGUAGCGGCGGCGGGGCCCGGCCCAGCCCCACGUGAGGCGGCCCCGCCGCCGGGAGUCACGGGGCGGGCCGCUGCCAUGGAGCUGCCUGCCGUCAACCUCAAGGCCAUCAUUCUGGUACACUGGCUUCUCACAAUGUGGGGAUGCAUGAAUCACAUGUUUCCAGCCUCCUAUGCCUGGGGAAAUUUCAGUGUCCUUGCAGUGGGGAUCUGGGCCAUUGCGCAGCGAGAUUCCCUUGAUGCCAUCAUGAUGUUCCUGACUGGCCUGCUGCUCACAGUCCUCACAGACAUCAUUCACGUCUCUGUCUUCUACCCUCCAAACAACUAUCUCACUGAUGUGAAGCGUUUCAGUAUAGGCAUGGCCAUCUUCAGCCUCCUCCUCAAACCCAUGUCCUGCUAUUUGGUGUAUCGAAUGUAUCGGGAGCGUGGAGGAGAGUACACCUUUAACAUAGACCUGGAGUCCUCAUCUGACAGCCAUUUUGCUCACAAUGGUGUCACCUGUGCAGGCCGGGAUCGCAGCACCUAUGAGACAAUUGAUCAGCAGGAUGCCCCUCCACAGUGGCCUGACUCAAGCAAGACAGCCCAGCAGCCAUACUGAGGCCCUCUCUGCAACAGAAAACGGAAGCUUCCCUCGCCCAGUCUAGCCUUCCACUCUUCCCAUGUCUGUUCUGAUGGAGCAAGACCUGCUACUGAGCAAACAGGAGAGGAUCUGAUUUCACAUUUUUUUUGCCUCCCUGAAGGUUAGGCAGAUGGGUUCCUGCAGUAAGUCCAGAAGAUCUUGGAGAUGUCAUGUUAAGCACUGUGACUCUUUGUAAUCCCGGUACGCUCUUUUCCUCCCUCCCCCUAAAUCCCUCCUCUGUAUGUGUGAGUGGAUGCAGCUUCUGCAGUCUUCCAGGUCUUGUAUUGUGCAUUCUCUCUAUUGUAAGUAAGGAAACCACUCAAAAUAUUCCUGAACAAGCUAUCUUUAAAAGGCUUAUGGACUGCCCUUAAACAAUACAAUUUAGCCUGCUUUUAUGCAGAUCCAGAUGUUUCCUGGAGAUGUGAGUUCCUGAGGGCUGGUUUUGAUGGUGUUAUUUAACUAAGAUUUAUGACCAUAACUCCCUAUGCUAGCUGUGGUGGUUUGCACAAAGCUGGGGUUGGUAUAAAAUGUUCUUACUGGGCCAGGGAGCUGCUUGUGCUCCCAGUAUUUAGUCUUGGGUUUUAUUCACUGAUGCUUUUAUGCAAAAUGUCCUUCAUAAAUAAGUCCUUCCCAAAAAAUGGCUGUUGAAUGUAGGUUAUAGAUAUUCUGUGCCUUGAAAUGUCCUUUUGCCUUCAGCUGCCUCUUUUAACAGAACUUGAAAUGUUACAUUUUUCUAAGAAAACUAUAAAAUGAACACAGUUCUUCUGUGUUAGAAAAA